AUGUUCACAAACAUCAAAAACUACUUUGCAUUCAAAGCUUACCAAUCAGAGGUAACAACAUCGACAAAGGGUCUUGACCCAUGGGAAAAAGCGCUGUUUGACUCUUUAAUCUUCGUCAGCAUUACUCUAUUGACGUAUACGGCAUUCGCAACACUUCCAGACCAGGUGCUCUCUGCAAAAUUUGACGAUCUCAAUUCCGUGCAUCUGGUGUAA
Messenger RNA from Paraglomus occultum, 213 nucleotides. Lineage: Eukaryota; Fungi; Glomeromycota; Glomeromycetes; Paraglomerales; Paraglomeraceae. The record is from the annotation of a GenBank genome assembly.